Molecule: messenger RNA, 1900 nt
Organism: Lytechinus variegatus (green sea urchin)
Lineage: Eukaryota; Metazoa; Echinodermata; Echinoidea; Temnopleuroida; Toxopneustidae
Product: cell division cycle protein 16 homolog
Exons: 16
Coding region: 75-1820 (581 amino acids)
Biological process (GO): cell division
Molecular function (GO): protein binding
Source: RefSeq, a predicted model, not a curated record
UUUACUGCUAACUUCAAUUUACUACUAUGCGCGGCUGAUUUGACUGUUCUUCCUGUGAAAUUCCACCAUUUAUAAUGAAUUUAGAACGAUUUCGAAACUUAGUCCGCUGUUAUAUUGAUAAGCAUCAAUAUGACAGUGCAGUUUUCUGGGCUGACAAGGUUGUCACAAUGUCAAAAGGUGAUGUCCAUGAUGUUUACAUGUUGGCUCAGAGUCUUUACCACACCAAACAAUACCACAGAGCGGCACAUCUCAUCAGGAACAGAAGAUUGGAUAAAACACACAAAGCUGGAAGAUAUUUGGCUGCAAAAUGCUUGGAAGCUGUACAGAAAUGGGAGGAGGCAUUGAAUGUCCUUGAAGGAUGUGAGGAGAGUGACAUCAUGAUCUUCCCACCGAGGAUCGAAGAGAUGAAACUAGACGACCAGAAAGAUGAACUGGACAGGAUCCCAUUACAAAAUGUUGAUAGCUCGAUGGCACUGUUGAGGGGUCAGAUCUACGAAGCUCUUGAGAAUCGUAUCCAGGCCUCAGAAUGCUACAAACAGGCACUGUUUGAAGACGUCCACUGCUACGAGGCAUUUGAAUUACUCGUCAAACACCAGAUGUUGACUGCAGAAGAAGAAAAAGAACUCCUUCAGUCAUUACCAAUCAGUGAACAGUGUCCGGGGGAAGAUUUGGAGUUUGUCAAAAGUCUGUACCAAAGUCUUCUAAAGAAAUAUGACAAGCCAGUAUCAACAAAGUUAGCAGACUCUUUGACAAGCCUCAAUACGAAUCUAGAUAUUCAGACCAACACGGCAGAGAGACACUACUAUAACUGUGAUUUUAGGACCAGUUAUAAAAUCACUUGCAGUGUACUUGAAUCAGAUCCAUUCCAUGAGAGAUGUUUACCAGUCCAUGUAGCAACGUUAGUAGAACUCAAGAAAUCUAACGACUUAUUUUACCUAGCCCAUAGAUUAGUAGAUCUUCAUCCUGAUAAAGCAGUAUCAUGGUUUGCUGUCGGUUGUUACUAUUAUCUCGUCGGGAAAAAUGAACCAGCAAGACGGUUUCUAAGCAAAGCUACAGCAAUAGACCGUCUGUACGGUCCAGCGUGGCUAGCCUUUGGCCAUUCCUUCGCAGCUGAAGGAGAGCAUGACCAAGCGAUGGCGGCCUACUUCACCGCCUCAAGACUCAUGAAAGGAUGUCAUCUACCACUUCUGUAUGUUGGAUUAGAGUACGGUCUUACCAAGAACUUCAAGCUAGCCGACAAGUUCUUCAUUCAGGCUUUAGGCAUAGCCAGCAGCGAUCCAUUCGUUCUUCAUGAAAUGGGUGUGGUGGCUUUCCAUAACGGAGACUGGGAGACUGCAGUCACGCAUUUCAACGAAGCCUUGGAUAUAGUACAGGACAUAAGCAAGCAGACGCUAGCAGAUAAGUGGGAGCCAUUACUGAACAAUCUAGGGCACGUCUUCAGAAAACUCAAGAGAUAUGAAGAGUCCCUGGAGUACCAUCGGCAAGCAUUGAUCCUUAGUCCUCAGAAUCCCUCUACAUUCUCCGCCAUCGGCUAUGUAUACGCCCUCAUGGGCCAGUUCUCAAUAGCCAUCGACUACUUCCACAAGGCUCUUGGUGUGGGUCGUGAUGAUACCUUCUCAGUGACCAUGUUAACUCACAGUAUAGAGCAGUACAUCGGUGAGAUGUCACCUUGUACAGGAGGAAGCGAAACCGUCCCUGACCUGGAAGCAGUCGUAAAGGAGGAGGUCGUUGCUACCACGGAGAAGUCAAACUCAAGUGUGGACAUGGAGGUGGAGAUGAAUCUGGAGGACUCGCCAAUGCCGCAGAAGAUUGCAAAAUAGGAUCUAUAAACCAAGGACAGUAUCUGUAAUGAUGCAAGAAAUGUAAAGACAAGAAUGUCCUUUAUUGGAUGUAAGGACAC